AUGGGUGGUCAAAUUUCUAAGAUGAUGGCCAAACUUUUUGGCUCCAAAGAGAUGAGGUUGCUUAUGUUAGGUCUUGAUGCUGCUGGAAAAACAACAAUACUGUACAAGCUCAAGCUCAACCAAGGUGUCACUACCAUCCCAACCGUCGGAUUUAACGUCGAGACGGUCACAUACAAAAAUGUCAAAUUCAAUGUUUGGGACGUUGGUGGCCAGGACAAGAUCAGACCGCUCUGGAGGCAUUAUUUCUCAGGUACCCAGGGUUUGAUUUUUGUCAUAGAUUCGAACGACAGGGAGAGAAUCGACGAGGCACGACAGGAGCUCCAUCGUAUUAUUCAAGACCGGGAAAUGAAAGAAAGUUUGUUACUUGUUUUUGCGAAUAAGCAAGAUUUGCCGGGAGCGAUGUCUCCACAAGAAGUGACAGAGAAACUUCAGCUGAGCAAACUAAAGGAUCGGAUAUGGUAUGUUGUACCGUCGUGCGCCACGACCGGUGAAGGUUUGAUAGAAGGCCUGGGAUGGCUAUCAAACAACGUAAAGGCUCCAACCACUCGUGCAGCAUAA
Molecule: messenger RNA, 558 nt
Organism: Orbilia oligospora ATCC 24927
Lineage: Eukaryota; Fungi; Ascomycota; Orbiliomycetes; Orbiliales; Orbiliaceae
Exons: 6
Coding region: 1-558 (185 amino acids)
Biological process (GO): vesicle-mediated transport; intracellular protein transport
Cellular component (GO): cytoplasm
Molecular function (GO): GTPase activity; GTP binding
Source: RefSeq, a predicted model, not a curated record